AGGGCAGAAGAGCUGGGUUUGAGACGCACAUAGAAACAGAGACACAGUAAGCUUUCCGACUCGCUGCUUGUGAAGAGAUCCCCCGGCAUGGAGUCCACAUCAACCCACACAGCUUUCCUGCUCCUAGCAGCCCUGCUGGGCACUUGUUUUCUGGGAGUCCAGACCAAGUGCUACUUCCAGUCUCGAGCGCUGUGUGAGCAUAACGGUGUGCAAUACGAAAUCAGCGAGUCGUGGAUGGACAGCAACUGCCUGCUCUGUACCUGCCUGCACCCUGUGGGAGUUGGCUGUUGUGAGAUCACUCAGCACCCCAUCGACUUCCCUGACUGGUGCGAGGCGCUGUACGACCCACAGAGCUGCCAGAUCACUGUGGUUCAGAAGGCGAACCCGCGACUGCCCUGCGUGAGCAGCACAGAGUUUGGGGGCAGCACCACCACUGCUGCCACCGUCCAGGAGGGGCCCUUUCACUUCAGGGGCCGCAAGAGGGGCUAGUGAGAUGGGCUUGUCAUCCCUCCCUCCCUUUUCUUCCCUACCCAACUCAAACUAAACGCAAACUGCAGCACACACACCACAUAUAGACUUUGCCUUACACGUUUGGGUGGAAAUCAGGGACACCAGCACUAGGGAUGUUAAGACUCUUAAUUAAUUUCCUAAAUGUCUACUUCAGGAUUGAAUAUGUUUAAAUGUUUGAACUUCAAAAACGUUAGGGAAUUUUAAUAACCAAUCAAAAAACUGUGGUUUCGAUUAUUAUUAAUGACGCAUUGCUACUGUAUGUUAAUCUGCACAAAAUUCACUUGGACUUGGAAAAGAAAAUUAAUAAUGAAUAAAUAUUGAAUAAAUAACUUCAAGCUUCAAAAGCCCUGGUGUGUAAAUCGACACCUAUAUUUGACAAAUAUAUCUUUGAGAACGGUUUACCGUACAGGGACAGUUCUAAAUGGUUCACACUUGGAAGAACAAUAAGAAUUUAAACUAUUAAACAUCCCUAACCAGUAAUAAGGAGGUCAAAUCACUAUGUCCCUGUUAAGUCAUACUAUAACUCCAGUUUAGCUGGGCUUAUCUAGAGUAGUAACAGUGCAGUUUAUAUUUGGACUGCCAAGAACAUUUUUCUCAUAAUCUCCAACCCACAGCUGCAUUUCUAUUAAUGUUUUGAGAUUCCCAGGUCACACUGGAAUAAAACCACAUAUAGCGUUAUUGCACAUUCUCUUUUCAUUAUAUACAGUAUCUAUAUAAGGAUAUCAUUAUUAUUAUUAUAAUAUUGUACAGUACUGGA
This is a messenger RNA of Polyodon spathula (Mississippi paddlefish), 1267 nucleotides long. RefSeq names its product microseminoprotein, prostate associated 1 (gene msmp1). Bases 88 to 489 code for a protein of 133 amino acids. The record is from RefSeq and is a predicted model, not a curated record. The transcript is spliced from 3 exons. NCBI's taxonomy places the organism in Eukaryota, Metazoa, Chordata, Actinopteri, Acipenseriformes, Polyodontidae.